Molecule: messenger RNA, 826 nt
Organism: Bursaphelenchus xylophilus (pine wood nematode)
Lineage: Eukaryota; Metazoa; Nematoda; Chromadorea; Rhabditida; Aphelenchoididae
Source: the annotation of a GenBank genome assembly
AUGAUUCUCAGGCAAGGAUUACUGGUAUUUCUCCUUCAUCGUCUGGUCACCUCCCUCGAAUGUUUUAAAAACACCCCUUCUUUCGAUUAUCAAGUACAAUAUUGUGAUUCCCGGCAGUUCCCGUUCUGUUUGAAGGCCGACAGUUAUGAUGGCAGAGUCUACAGGAAUUGCGCAUCUUUGGAGCAAUGUCCGCAGGUAAGCAACUUGCACAUGAGAGGUCAAAAAUUUAUUCCAAAAGUGGGAUUGUAAUCUGUUGACAUAAAAAUAUAUUUUGGAGAGAUCCUGAAGAUGCGACUCUCAGAUUUUAUGAAAUUUUGCUGAAAUUCUUUAUAUAGGCCGCAUUUCAAUUCCUGAAAAUCUUAGCUUCCGUUGUCAUGGGAGUCCCGCGAUAUUCGAAAAAAUUUUCUUGGUGAGGGACUACAGAAAACGCGGAGAGAUGGUUAGAAAAAAUAUAUUUUAAAGCCAUAAAAUUUCUGAGUUCUUAGGAAGAAAUUGAUUUUUGCUAUAAAAAGUUCAACCAGUUUCAUUUACCAAGGUUUUUAAGUAAAUGAAAAUUGGAAAAAACAUGAUCCCCAUGCCACGUGUAAUCUCACUUUAAAAUUUUGGCCCCGUCGGUGACAUUUUUUUAUUUUCAGUUGUUUAGACAAUAAGCUAAAUUUUGCAGGGUAUUGGCUGUGCUCCGAUAACAUACGACGAGGAUGGUACCACAGAUUAUGUGUGCUGUUGUGCCAAUGAUAUUUGUAAUUCCUCGUGGACCUCGCCUCUCUCGUUUUACACACUCUUUCUCUCAAUUUCAAUAUACUUCUAUUACAUAUACAAUCAAUAA